Molecule: messenger RNA, 1494 nt
Organism: Colletotrichum spaethianum
Lineage: Eukaryota; Fungi; Ascomycota; Sordariomycetes; Glomerellales; Glomerellaceae
Product: putative mitochondrial outer membrane protein
Exons: 1
Coding region: 1-1494 (497 amino acids)
Biological process (GO): mitochondrial respiratory chain complex III assembly; protein insertion into mitochondrial inner membrane from matrix
Cellular component (GO): mitochondrial inner membrane
Molecular function (GO): ATP binding; ATP hydrolysis activity
Source: RefSeq, a predicted model, not a curated record
AUGGCUCACCAAUUUCACAUCGCAGGCGCGAGCCACGCCCUUUUUGAUCCAUGGUCUCACGGGGUUGGUAUCAUGAGAGACGUCCUGACGCGAUGGUCCGAGCUCGACAUUACCCAGAUUGGCUCCCUCAUCGCCAUCGCUGGUACCAUCCCCACUGCCUGGAGAUUUCUGCAACACGUCUGGCGCGAGGCCUAUAUCUGCAUCAGGCGCUUCUUUCUCGCCUCCGUGAAUAUUCCUGGUGGUGACCCCGUCAACCGGAGCGUCGUGAAAUGGGUCCUCGCGAACCGGCCCCGGCACUACCGCUCAUUCACGGGACGCACCGAGGUCGGACGCGCCAACCCGGACCGCGCCGCCGCACUGAAGAAGACCCGCCACACGAUCCAAUAUAGCCCGCAUUGGGACGCGAGAUGGCUCUGGUUCGGUGGCAGUUUAUUGGUUGUCACCCGCGCCGUUGGGGAUUUCAGUUCCGCCUUAUCGGAUCCUAGCUACGAUGGCAUCGGAGGCGAGGACUUGACCAUUAGCUGCUUCGGCUGGUCUGCGGAGCCCGUGCAAGCCUUUAUCGAGACCUGCCGCGAGUACGCCGACAGACAGACUCAGUACUUCGUCAUCAUUUAUUCCCGCGAUCGCUAUGGCAUGUCAUGGAAGCCGAAAGCUCGCAAGCCCCUCCGUCACCUUGACACCGUGCACUUCGACCACGGCGUCAAGCAGGAGCUGCUAGCCGAUAUUAGGAACUAUCUGGACCCUAAGACACAAAUGCGGUAUCAGAGCCGUAGCAUGCCGUACCGUAGGGGCUAUCUCUUUUACGGGCCACCGGGGACGGGCAAGUCAUCCCUAUCCGUAGCUAUCGCUGGGGAGUUCGGACUAGAUCUGUACGAAGUCAAGAUUCCUAGUGUCGCGACGGACGCCGACUUGGAACAGAUGUUCCAGGAGAUCCCGCCACGGUGUGUUGUCCUGCUUGAGGACAUUGAUGCCGUUUGGGUAGAACGCUCGAACAACCAAGAAAGGAACGGGUACGGCAACGGGAACGGUAGGGCGCACUCGCCGGAAGGCAGCAACGUGCCCAACUGCACCCUUUCCGGCCUGCUGAACGUCCUCGACGGCGUCGGAUCCCAGGAGGGCCGCAUCGUCAUCAUGACCACCAACCGCCCCGAGCAGCUGGACAGCGCCCUGGUCCGCCCGGGCCGCGUGGACAUGAAGGUCCUUCUCGGCAACAUUAGUCGGAGGUCGGCGGAGGAAAUGUUCGUGCGCAUGUUCUCGCCCGAUCUGGGAUGUACAUCGCACCUGGACAUGGAGGAGAUUACGAAACUUGCGACUCAGUUUUCUAGCAAUAUACCAGAAGAGACUUUCACCCCUUCGCAACUGCAGGGCUUCUUCCAGGUGCACUUGGAGAGCCCGCGGGAUGCGGUAGAAACCAUCGGGGCUUGGGUAGGGAAGGAGCUUGCAAAGACUGAGUACAAGGAAUUUGAGUUUAUCACUGCAAACGGAAAGGCGUAG